AUGACUACCUCUUCUUACUGUUUUUCUUCCACUAGAAACCCAAUCACACAUUCAAAUUUCUUGUUUCUUAACUCCAAUCUUUAUCUACCAAAACACAGAAAUCACUCUGUUUUCACUUAUGAACCCAAGAAAGAUUUCAUUCUGAAAAUACCCAAAUCCUCUGUUUCACUUCUGAACCCCAAACACUACCAUAAACCCAUACACCCUUUUGCUUCUUUAUCCUCUUUCGCCGAAAACCAAGAUGGCGAAGAAGGGUCUGAAUCGAGUCAGACUCAAGAAACUGUUAAAGAAGAAGGUGAUCUGCCUGGUAUGGCUCAGGCUUUUCACAUAUCUUCUAGCACAGCUUCUGCUAUUUCUAUUUGUAUAGCUGUGGCAGCUUUGGCUUUACCAUUCUUUAUGAAGUCUUUGGCUCAAGGGAUGGGUUUAAAGAUUAAAUUGUUGUCAUAUGCUACCCUUUUGUUUGGGUUUUUUAUGGCUUGGAAUAUUGGGGCUAACGAUGUGGCGAAUGCCAUGGGGACGUCAGUUGGGUCGGGCGCUUUGUCACUCCGGCAGGCGGUGCUGACAGCCGCGGUGUUGGAAUUUUCGGGGGCGUUGUUGAUGGGAAGACAUGUGACUAGCACAAUGCAGAAAGGGAUUCUUGUUGCUAAUGUUUUUCAAGGGAAGGAUACUCUGCUUUUUGCGGGUUUGUUAUCAUCCUUGGCGGCUGCUGGUACUUGGUUACAGGUUGCAUCAUUUUAUGGUUGGCCCGUCUCGACUACACAUUGUAUUGUAGGAUCCAUGGUUGGGUUUGGACUCGUCUACGGAGGACCUGGUGCAGUUUUCUGGAGCUCAAUAGCGAGGGUGACGUCAUCUUGGGUUAUAUCCCCUGUUGUGGGUGCAGCCGUCUCCUUCCUCGUGUACAAAUGCAUUCGAAGGUUUGUUUACAGUGCUCCGAACCCAGGACAAGCAGCAGCUGCAGCGGCACCAAUUGCGGUUUUCGUGGGUGUCACCGCAAUAACUUUGGCCGCUUUUCCUCUUAGUACGACACUCCCUAUAGCAAUUGCCCAAUCUUUAGGAUGUGGUGUGCUAGGUGCGUUCAUAGUCAACAACAUCAUCCGCAAACAGCUCGGCCACCUCCUAGCCAAGUCAAAGUCGACACAACAAGAGCCACACGAAGAGCUAAAUCCUAAAGGUAUCGGGUUUCUAUCAGAUAUCGCGGGCCCUACAGGCACUCAACUUGAGAUAGUUUACGGUGUGUUUGGGUACAUGCAGAUUUUAUCCGCCUGCUUCAUGUCAUUUGCCCAUGGUGGAAAUGACGUCUCAAAUGCCAUAGGCCCUUUGGCUGCAGCUCUUUCUAUAUUACAAGGGGCGGCCACCGGGGGCGAAAUUGUUAUUCCUAUGGAUGUUCUUGCUUGGGGCGGAUUUGGGAUUGUUGCGGGGCUUAUGAUGUGGGGGUAUAGAGUGAUAGCUACAAUUGGUAAAAAGAUCACGGAGUUAACUCCUACAAGAGGAUUUGCAGCCGAAUUUGCCGCUGCUUCUGUUGUACUAUUCGCAUCAAAGCUUGGACUACCUAUCUCGGCUACUCAUACCCUAGUCGGUGCGGUUAUGGGAGUCGGGUUUGCUAGAGGGCUUAAUAGUGUGAGAGCAGAAACCGUGAGGGAAAUUGUUACUUCAUGGGUAGUAACGAUUCCGGUUGGUGCCAUUUUUGCUGUGAUCUACACAUGGAUCUUGACCAGGUUCUUGGCACAUAUUUUUUGAGUGUAAGUCGAAAAAGAUUCGAAUUCGAACCAUUUGGAGGCUCUAUAAAACGCUAAUCACUCAUCUUUUAUUUGAUAUGAUCAAAGAUUACCUCAAAUUGGAA
Cynara cardunculus var. scolymus (artichoke) is the source of this 1840-nucleotide messenger RNA. RefSeq names its product inorganic phosphate transporter 2-1, chloroplastic. Gene Ontology annotation, biological process: phosphate ion transmembrane transport. Gene Ontology annotation, molecular function: phosphate transmembrane transporter activity. The coding region runs from base 1 to 1737 and encodes 578 amino acids. The transcript is spliced from 3 exons. Gene Ontology annotation, cellular component: membrane. NCBI's taxonomy places the organism in Eukaryota, Viridiplantae, Streptophyta, Magnoliopsida, Asterales, Asteraceae. The record is from RefSeq and is a predicted model, not a curated record.